AUGGCCCCUGCUGCGAGCGUGCCCUGCCUGGACAGUCUGCACCUUCCCCCCCGCGGUGACGUGGGCCACACUGCGACUCGUCAUGUUGGGGCUUCGCUGGGCAGUGCGGUUGCGACAAAUGUGCCUUCUUCUUCACCGGCGCCGGGUUCGUCCAGGACCCCUGCAACAAGAAGGUCGAGACCACCUAAGGAGGAGCCCAAGCCCGAGGAGAGAUCGAGGUCCAGGACGCCGGCGAGAACAAGGAGCCGGGGGAAGGACGACUCGGUCGAUCCCGGCGUCCCGGCAGUGGGUCAGAACUUUGACCUCUCCGCGUCGGGCUUCACGCAGAAGGUCUACGAACCAGGCCCCCUCAGAGACCUCCAGCUCAAAGGAGGCCCGCGCAUGUUGCGCUGGCAGGGCGGGCCGAACCUCGCCGAACACAGCUCCAAGGCGCUUUUCAUGGAGGCGGGUCAGAGAUACCAGAAAGGCCUGCGUAUGGGACCGUGCAACCUGCUUGAAGAUGAAGGAGGUCGCAAAGGCCCCGGAGACACUUGGCGAAACCCCGGAUCAGGGCUAUGGGCUUGCUUUGGGCCAUCAAACCGCGCCGCUCUCCAGGUUAAUGGGAAGGGUGGAAGCCACCGAAAGCUACCAGACUUCACGGACGCCCUCAGGAAGCUGGGGGAUGACCGCAAGCUCAAGGCUACUUUGGGCCCAUCGCCAGCAUUGUUCGCGGGGCCCAGCGUCACAUCGCGAGCUACGCCUUCGCCGGCUACCAGAACACGGCCGCCCUUAGGAGAAGCAUGCAGGCAUUUGGCCACCAAAGGUGCUAAGUUCAACAAGGCCCUCGACGUCGCCCGCAACAAGGAGGCCUUGGCCGAGGCCGUGCGGAUCCUCGAGGGUAAGUUCUUUGCGGACUCCAACAAGGCGCCUCAGGCACGCAAGGAAGCCGACGUCCUGGAGUUGAUGACUGCCAUCGCCUCAGGAGGUCAUGCCUUCCCGCUUACUCCGAAAAGCGUGAUUGAGUUCGGGGCAACCCUGCUGAGCGCCGGGUACAAGUCGGCGGAACAGACCUUUGACAUCACAAAGCGGGCCUUGGGCAGGGACAAGGCGAAGGCCAACAGGGCGCCCGAGUUCCAGGUGGAAGACUUCCCGAUCGAUGCGGCGGUCCACGACCUCGUCGUCGGGGAGCUGGCUUUCCCGACCUUCACCUACUGCCUUGCCCUGGCCUUCAUGCUUCGACUAUGUGAACUUGUGCUGCUGACCUGGGAAGACCUCGAGUGGGAUGAUCGAAAGGUCACGCUGCGCAUCAAGAAGUCCAAGACCGACCAAGCAGGCAAAGGAGUCAGGCGCACGCUGGGCUGCACGUGUCGCUCGUCGCCGGCUACGUGUCCUGUCGAGUUGGUCAAGAAUCUCGCGGCGGCUGUAGACAAGGCGUUGCCGGGAUACCGCAGUGCCAAAGCUUGGGUUGCAUGCUCGACGGAAGGCCUCCAGGCUUCGAAGGAGAAGGUGGUGGCCUCGUGGUCAAAGGCAGCGAGCACCCCGCUCAGGGGGCACAGCCCGCUACGCUCGGGGGCGAUGUUCUAUGUCAGGGCGGGCCUCUCCAUCGCCGAGGUGACCUACUUAGGCAGGUGGCACUCAGACUUAGUGUUCCAGUACGGUGAAGAGGCCUGGGAAGGGCAUCCUAUGAACGAAGGGAGCCACCGCCCGGACACCAAGAAGUCAGCAAGCGACAAGCAGCUCCUUCCGCAGCCCAAAGUGAAGCCGGCUUUGAUUGCGGCCGCCUGUGAACCACACACUGCAGAGGAGUCGGCGCCAGCGCAGACGGUCCUCGUCGAAGAGCUUCAGACUGAGAAACCGAAAUGGGUCAGAGCAACGGGGAGAUCGAAAGUUGUCCACCUCCUCGGCAAGCAUGCCGGGAACUCGUCAGCCUCUUGGAAAACGAAGUGCGGGUGGCCCUUUGCGAGAGCCUGUCACUUCACUUUGUACUUGAACCCUCCGCCUAGCGUUCCGAAGUGCAAAAGCUGCCGCAUGAAUUUGGAGAAGUCCCGCGGCGAGCCAGAUGGAUUGAGAAUUGCGGGAGGCGAUGCUUCGCAGAGCAGCAUGGGCAGCGCUUUCUGA
Symbiodinium natans is the source of this 2097-nucleotide messenger RNA. Lineage: Eukaryota; Dinophyceae; Suessiales; Symbiodiniaceae. The record is from the annotation of a GenBank genome assembly.